AUGAGACUUUGCUACCUUCCGCAGUACCAGAAAAAAAUGUCACCUAAAAAGAAGCCAAAAUUGUCCAAAGAGGAAAUAGCCAGUAAAAAAUCAGCCGCCGCAAAAGCUCGAUUGGAGAAAAUCAAAAGCGAUCCAGUUCUGUUGGCAGAAUAUAAAGAGAAAGAAAGAGUGAAAUAUUUAAGAAAGAAAGAGAAGGGACAACGUAAGUCUAUUCAGGAUAUGACCCCACGCGAGCAGAGAAACAUUCGAAAACAAUGGAAGAAGUAUUCAACUAAUUACAGAAAGAAGAAAACAAUUAGAAAAGAUUGUGAAAAUUAUGUUGUUCAGAAUACGCCACCUACAUCUGAAAAUGAAUCAUCUGAAGAAAAUGUAGAUCCAGAACCGCAGAUCAAUAAUAACAAUAACGAAAACUCUAGACAAGUGGAAGCUAAAAGAAGAAGCCGAUAUCAACGGAAGAUAAGAAAUAAAGUGUUACAGGAAAAAUGUGCGAUUAUUGAUGAUUUAAAAAAGAAACUUAAUACUCAACAAAAGAAAUACAAUAGGCUGAAACAAAAAAUUGAGAAAUCGAAGAAAUUACUCACACCUAAAAGUAAAAUAGAACAAAUGGCAGAAGAUCCUAAUCAAAGUAGAGAACUGGUCAAAAAGGCUUUAUUUGGCGAAGUUUUGCAAGCUCAAAUUACAGAAAAUAUUUCGAAAGUUCAAACUCAUCAAGAAAAAUCCAACUUUAAACAGCUUUUGGCUGGUCCCACAGUAGAAAAAUAUAAACUUUGGCGACAAAGUUGUAGCUCUAUAUUGUAUAACAAGAUUCGGCGCAAAAGUUUUAAAAAUAAGGAUAAAACUAAGAAAAACUUAGUAGUCCAAAUGGUUCACAGAUUUUAUGAAGACGACACUAUUUGGGCCCAUUUACAACCAGUGCUCGCGUCUUUGCCUCUUACCGUAGAAAAUCUGCACUUUUUGAGUGACGGGCCCGUAACUCAAUAUAGAAAUAAAGCAAUGUUUUUCAUACUGGCUUGUAAACUUGUAGAUUUUCAUCCAAAUGUAAUGACUUUUUCAUGGAACUACCUUGAAGCAGGUCACGGGAAAGGAGCCCCAGAUGGUGUGGGUGCAACUUGUAAGCGAACUGCACAAAAGGCCAAUAUAACAAAUGUAUGUACUUUUGCUGCCACUUUACGUGAAAACUGCCCCGGAAUAAAAAUUUCGGUUAUUGAAGAUUCUGAUAUUGACACGGUUCAUAAACUGAUCAGAGAGAAUGAAAAUAACCUACAAGCCUUCAAAGGUACACUUCUAGUUCAUCAAGUUACGGGUCACGCGUAUUUUCCAAAUAAACUUAUUAUGAAAUCAUUGAGCUGUUUCUGUAGCCCAACUUGCAAUCAUCAUAAAUUAGGAAUUCUGGAAUACACCAACCAAUCCAAACAUCUCAAAGUAGUUGAAGUUUAUAGUACAGAUUCUGAAGAAUAUAUUCCUCUACAAAAGCAACGUAAAAGCGGAACUAUAGAACAAGCAGGCAUAAGUAUGAAUUUAAAAGAUAAAAUGAAAGUGACCUAUUACAGUGGCGAUUACGUUUUAAUAAAAUUUAUGGUGAAUAAGAAAGAGUACCGGUACGCUGCAAUUUGUUCAUAUUACGAUGACGAAGAAGGAGAAUUGACUGUUACAUUUCUCAAGGUAUGUAAUAAAGAAGGAAACUUAUUUAAAUUAGAUGAAGGUGAUGUUGCUGACAUACUUUAUGAAGAUGUGAUUGAAAAACUGUCAAUGCCCUGUUUGAUUGUCAAAGGACGCCAAAAUAUACCGCUUAGAUGGCAUAGAGAUAGGGGACGACUUUUUUCUAAUGACAGCACGAAUGACGAGGAUAUCUUUAAUAAUGAAGGGAAUUUUAGAGAACUAAUACGGUUUAGAGUCGAGAGCGGCGACAAUUUAUUGAAAAAAAACUUAGAGAACUCAAAAGCGCAUGCUAGGUACUAA
Molecule: messenger RNA, 1959 nt
Organism: Acanthoscelides obtectus
Lineage: Eukaryota; Metazoa; Arthropoda; Insecta; Coleoptera; Chrysomelidae
Source: the annotation of a GenBank genome assembly